Molecule: messenger RNA, 2178 nt
Organism: Microthlaspi erraticum
Lineage: Eukaryota; Viridiplantae; Streptophyta; Magnoliopsida; Brassicales; Brassicaceae
Source: the annotation of a GenBank genome assembly
AUGUCUGAGUCUAAACGUUCGACGAGCGGGUGCAUAGGUGUGUUUUGGGACGUGGAGGAUUUCCCGUUUCCUAAUGGUGUUAGUCCUCCUUUGAUUUACCACAAGAUGAAAUUAUUUGUGGAGUCCGUGCCUUGUCCUGCUGAGGUUACCACAAUCGUGGCUUAUGUCGAUAAGGAAGAGUUGAGUGAUGAAUUGAUCCGUGUCUAUGAUGAUGCCGGAAUCACCCUUUUCCCCCGACAAGGGGAUGUGUAUGAGAGGUAUCAAUCAAUGGUACUGGACAUAUCAUGGUGGGAAGUGGAUAUGCGUCCCCUCCGAUUUGCUGGGUCGAGAGUGAUGGUGAUCUCAAAAGAGAUAAACAAAGAUUCUCCUUUCUUCACUUUUUUCAAGUCGAUCGCCUCUCUAUGUCAUCCUAUUUACUAUACACCUGCUGAUCAUGAUCUUGAUCCACCAAGACGAAGUGGUUGGCUAGAGCCGAUAUGCUUCAAUCUCCCAUCAGAUCCUAUCGAUCAGAAUGUAACCUUACAUCGCACCUUUCACCGUUUGCGGAGUAGCAUAGAGGAGUCUUUAGAUUACUCCCACGACCAAACCAUGCCUGAUGAUGAUCUCAUGAAUCUCGAUUCUUCUCCAUUCGACCAAACCAUGUCUAGGUCCUCCUCGUCCUCGUCUCGCACAUGUGUAUUCUGGGACAGCGGGGAUCACCCGCUCCAUAAUGAUGAUCCUUGGUCUACGUAUGCGAUGUUGCAAAAAACGAUGUUGGAAAAGACUCUUGGGUCUUGUAGUGGUGAUUUAUCACUCAUCAUUUAUGUUGAUGAGGAAUAUAUCAAGGAUGAUUUGGCUGGUUUUAAUAUGGAUAAGGGAAUCACCAUCAUUCGCCCACAAGGGGAUAAACAUGCGAGAGUUCAUCACAUGUUAGUGGACAUUGUUUUGUGGUCACUGGAUAAUCCAGCGACCUAUUUUGAACCAAGAACUCUUAUGGUAGUCUCAGAAAACAUGGAACCUGGAACGGAUUUCCGCAAUGCCCUCGAAGCUUUGGAGAAGAGAUAUUACAAUGUUCUCUUCGGAGAUCCAGAAUCCCCUGAUUUGAUAGGAGGACGUUUUAAACCAAUGGGACAGAAGGCAGCUGUUGGUUUUUCAAGUGGAAUAGCUUCUUUGGAUUUCCAUGACUUUUCUACGUCUGAAAUCGUCACCUUCUGGGAUGUCACAGGCUGCAAAACCACAUUUGCGAGUAUCAACCCAGUACUUGAGAAAAAGGGUUAUCAUGGCCCUCUCAUAAUUAAGCCAUACGUUGAGAUGGGAUCCCCGGAGGAUGUGGAUGAGGAUGAUCUGGUGGGUAUAUUGCCCGUGGGUAUGGAGUGUGAGUCUAGAAUCAGAGUCAGAUCCGAAGGAGAUAAAUAUGCCAAAGUUACUAGAAUGUUAUUGGACAUUCUGUUUUGGGCCAUGAACCAUGAUGAUGUACCGCAAAAUCUGAUGCUCAUCUCAGAACCAUUUGAAGACAUCACAAAGAAGUGCGACACUGUCCUUCAAGCUUUGGAACGAAGGGGUUUUAACAUCAUCUUUAAACCCUCUCAUAAGGUUGCAUGCAUAGAUGAUUCUACAGUUGACAACUUUGAGGCACUUUGUGGAAUGGUACCAAAACAAUUGACCAACCAACGCCACGGAAUGUAUUCAAGUCGGAUUCUCACAGACCAGAGCCGAUACCUUGCAUUGCGCCCGGUAAUCCUCUUCUGGUUGGUCAAGGAUUACCCGCCAUCCAAUCCUAAAAAGAUUUGGAACAUUUUCAAAUCAGCUGUCUCUAAGAAAGGUUAUCACUGGAUAGACCCUCAAUUGAGGGUCUAUGUUGAUAAGGAGAAGAUCUCAGAAGAGAUGAUCAUGGUUUACAAGAGUGCUGGUAUUACUCUCAAAGUCAUACCCGAAAAUGAGGUACAUGGAAAAAUUACCAAUAUGCUAUUGGAUUUUAUUCGAGGGACACGGAGGAUUCUCACGCCAGCAAACUAUAUUGUAAUGUCUGAACCUUUCAUAGACCACAUGUCUGACAUUGUUGUAGAAGGCUUGAGACUCAGAGGUUCCAAUGUACUCUAUGAUGUGCCUGGUUAUGUGCUCACCUUUGGAACCUCACAGUGGUCUGCAGAAAGUCUAUUAGAUGGAAGUUGCACUGCGCCAUCCGGGAGCAGCUUGUAG